Messenger RNA from Brienomyrus brachyistius, 2043 nucleotides. RefSeq names its product phosphoglycerate dehydrogenase (gene phgdh). Lineage: Eukaryota; Metazoa; Chordata; Actinopteri; Osteoglossiformes; Mormyridae. Gene Ontology annotation, biological process: L-serine biosynthetic process. The record is from RefSeq and is a predicted model, not a curated record. The transcript is spliced from 12 exons. Gene Ontology annotation, molecular function: phosphoglycerate dehydrogenase activity; NAD binding. The coding region runs from base 135 to 1727 and encodes 530 amino acids.
GCUGAAAGUCCCCGGAGGCGGAGUUGACGUGUAAGCGAUGUGCUCCCCUACAGAAAUCGAGCUGAAUCCCAGAUAGGACAGCAAACUAUUUUCUCUGAUUCAUUGAUCGGAAAGCUUGUUGAAAACUGCAAAAAAUGGCCCCUGUAUCCAUCAAACGCAUUUUGAUCACUGAGAGUGUCGACCAGGGUUGUAAAAGAAUACUACAAGAAAAUGGUAUCCAGGUUACCGAGAAGCUGAACAUGACCAAGGAUGAGCUGAUUGCUGAAAUAAAGGAUUACGACGGACUGAUUGUUCGAUCUGCUACUAAAGUUACCGCAGAAAUCAUCAAUGCUGCUGAUAACCUUAAAAUUGUCGGCAGAGCUGGGACCGGCGUGGACAACGUAAACGUGGAUGCGGCCACUAAGAAAGGCGUUAUUGUCAUGAACACCCCCAGUGGCAACACGAUCAGUGCCGCUGAACUAACCUGCGCGAUGAUAAUGAGUCUCUCUAGACAUGUACCACAAGCCGUUAUGUCCAUGAAAGCAGGGAAUUGGGAUCGUAAGAAGUUCAUGGGUUCAGAGUUAUAUGGGAAAGUUCUUGGAAUAGCUGGACUGGGAAGAAUAGGAAAGGAGGUGGCAACCAGGAUGCAGUCCUUUGGCAUGAAGACUAUUGGCUAUGACCCCAUCACCCCACCUGAAGUUUCUGCCACUUGGGGUGUGGAUCAGAUGUCGCUGGAGCAGAUGUGGCCUCUGUGUGAUUACAUCACUGUGCACACCCCCCUCAUGCCCUCCACCACAGGGUUGCUGAAUGAUGCUUCCUUCGCUAAAUGUAAGAAGGGUGUAAAGGUGGUGAACUGCGCACGUGGAGGCAUCAUUGAUGAAGCUGCCCUUCUACGGGCUCUGGAGUCUGGCCAGUGUGGAGGGGCCGGGCUCGAUGUGUUUGAAGAGGAGCCACCGAAGAAUCGCGCCUUGGUGGAUCACUAUAACGUCAUCAGCUGCCCUCACCUGGGUGCCAGCACCCGGGAGGCACAAGCUCGCUGUGGCCAGGACAUCGGCACGCAGAUUGUGGACCUGCUGAAAGGCAGGGCUUUGAUUGGGGCGGUGAAUGCCCAAGCACUGGCCAGCUCAUUCUUUCCAGAGUCCCACCUCUGGAUCAGACUGGGGGAGGCUAUGGGGGCAGUGCUAAGAUCCGGCAGCCCAGCAAACUUGCCUUUCUCUCAAGUCGAAAUAACAACCAUAGGGGAAUCACUGAAAUGUUUCACUGACCUACUGAGUUCAGCCACAUUGAUGGGCUUAUUAAAGGACAGUUCAAAAAAUGGCCCCAACCUCAUCAAUGCAUUAACCAUUGCAGAGGAGGUGGGAAUUAAGGUCAAUAAAAAACACAGUGAUGGGACCCCAGCCAUGAGUCAGACAGCAUGCGUAAUAGAUCUGUCCAUCAGUGGCACCAGCUUCAAGGCCACUGGUUCGGUCCACGGUGAAAUCCCAGUUCUGGUGGAACUGGCCGGGAGUCGCUUUUGGCAGCCCGUUCCGCUUUCUGGGAAUCUGCUGUUUCUCAAAGCUGCCUCCACCCCACUGCUUCUGCCUGAAAUCACUGGUGUGCUGGCAGCUGCUGGUGUGGGAAUCGAGUCUUUCACCGCCUCUGCUGCUUGUGACGGGGACCAGUGGUGUUGCGUUGGCCUGUCAUCCCCCGUCUGUGACCUGAGCGUCUUGAAAUCUGUAGUAAAUGAGGCCAAUCAGGUCUCAAUCUGAAUGCUGCACAAAGAGAAUUACACCAGUUACUGAGGAUGCAGUUUAACAUUUCUCAGAGCUCAAAAUGAGCCUCUAAAAUGUAGUAUUUGUUUAAAGCAGCCAUAUAACAUACUUUAUAUAACCCUUUGUUUCUUGUUAGAUUUGCUUACAUGUAGGCUUAUGAAGGGUAUAAACUAAGGUAAAAGAAAUCUUAGACUUGUUAAGUGUUUACAAUGUUCUGGAAAUAAAACUAACAUGAACAUAUUUCCUGUGUAUUUAAUAUUAGCAGGAUCUCUCUGUGUCAUGAGUGAUUAAACAAGAACACAAGCCCUUUGAA